Molecule: messenger RNA, 4487 nt
Organism: Brassica napus (rape)
Lineage: Eukaryota; Viridiplantae; Streptophyta; Magnoliopsida; Brassicales; Brassicaceae
Product: ubiquitin carboxyl-terminal hydrolase 15-like
Exons: 15
Coding region: 410-3025 (871 amino acids)
Biological process (GO): protein deubiquitination
Cellular component (GO): cytosol; nucleus
Molecular function (GO): cysteine-type deubiquitinase activity; cysteine-type endopeptidase activity
Source: RefSeq, a predicted model, not a curated record
AAUACAUCAACUAAACUGUCUGCUUUAUCAUCUUUUUUUUUAAAACAGCAGCCUUAACAGGACGGAGAGUGUGAGAAAGAAGAGCACAAAGAAGAGGAGAGAGAGAGAGAAAGACAAAGAGACUGUUUUUGUGCGUUACCCAUUCGAGGAAUCAAAGCAUCUUUUCUCGAGCUCUCACAAAGGAGAAGAAGACAAGAAGAAGAUAAGGGUGAAAUUAGGGUUUCAUCUCUCUCUUAGAUAAGUGCUGUCCAUCUUGGGAGAUUAAGUAGCCUGAACCUGGAGAUAAGAUCUUGGUGCAUCUUCUCAUAAGAGUGAGUGUUUGGAGAUUUUUAUGGCUACGAGAACUCUUGUAGUUUGAAGAGAGACUCCCACAAGCUGUGAACCGGGUCAUGAAUGCGUGGCUAGGGACAUGCUCGAACCAAGGGGAGCGGACAUACCUUUAUUGUUCUUGGUUUUGGUUGUGUUUCCUGUGGUAGCUUACAUAUUAUUAGGUAAAUGGAGUGAUAUUUCUAAAAAGAGAGGGAGGGCUAACUUGCUGGCUCAGAUGGCAGCUGAAGAAGCUUUUAUAGCUGAGACCGAAGUUAAUGUGAAUAGGGGUGUAAGAUUUGAGGCUGCGGCUACAGAGAAUAGAGGUCUAAGAACCAAGACCAAGGCCGCCGUUUCUGCUGCGAGUGGUGCUGUAAGAGAUGAUUUUGUGUCUGGUGUGAGUGGGACUGUCGCUGAGCAGAGAUAUGAGUCUGUGGCUGCUACGUGUGGGGUCCCUGUUAGUAAUGAGUUUCAUGUAUGUGCAAGGUGUUUUAGUCCUGCUAAGACACGCUGCUCGAGAUGCAAAUCUGUUAGAUACUGCUCUGGGCAGUGCCAAAUAAUUCACUGGAGGCUAGCUCAUAAAGAUGAAUGUAUCCCUGUGGAGGCUUGCUCUUCUUCAUCUGAGAGGGCUUCCUUUGAGAAUGAGUCUGUUUUGCAUGACCAAGACAUGGAUGCUACAAUGUAUAGUAACGGUACCAAGCAGAAAGCGAAGGGAAAGACUUCAAAAAGCUCUGUAGAAUUUGAAAGCUUGGGUAUCUCUACACCACAAGUCAACACGCCAGGGAGAAAAAGCGUAGGAAAACCAAAUUCUUCUAAGUCCAACAGAGAAUCAUUUAGUGGUGAAGCUGCUUGUGCUGGUGGAGAAUACAAGAAGGGUCAGACAAAACAUAAGUCGAGAAGCACAAUCGGUGCUGCUGUGGAAACAAAUUCUAGAAGGCAUUCUGUUGAUAACUCAUGUAUGCAAAUGAAUGGACAAGCUUUUGUAAGUGGUAUGCAAGAAACUUGUGAAAGCAAUUUGGGAGCAAGAGGCUCUUUUGGUUGUCCAAACGCACAAUAUCCUUCCAACGGGACCAGAACUGCUACACUGCGCAAAUCCGGAGAACAACCAUGCACAGAGACGAGUAAGAAGGGACUGGUCCCUGCAGUAUCAAAGACUGUUAGGUCUAAGGAUACAUGCAUUGCUGAAGAAAGCAAUGGUAUCUCCUCAACCAUGGGUUUAAUGAAAAUGAUGGGUUUAAGAAACUCUACAAAGCAUGGUGAUCGACAUCAAAACCUGAGAAUGAUUUUUCCAUAUGAGGAGUUUGUUAAGUUCUUUCAAUGUGAGGUGUUUUACUUAUCACCUAGAGGCCUCGUGAAUUGUGGAAACAGUUGCUAUGCAAACGCUGUCUUGCAAUCUUUAACAUGCACAAAGCCACUCGUUGCUUAUUUGCUUCAACGAUCACAUUCAAGAUCUUGUUCUGGGAAAGAUUGGUGCCUUAUGUGUGAACUUGAGCAACAUGUAAUGAUGCUUAGAGAAUCUGGAGGUCCACUUUCUGCUAGCAGAAUUCUCUCACAGAUGCGGAGUAUAAAUUGUCAGAUUGGUGAUGGGAGUCAAGAAGAUGCUCAUGAGUUCUUAAGGCUUUUAGUUGCCUCUAUGCAAUCAAUAUGUUUGGAGAGACUUGGAGGUGAGACUAAAGUGGAUCCAAGACUGCAAGAAACAACCUUAGUUCAACAUAUGUUUGGUGGACGUCUCCGCUCAAAGGUGAAAUGCUUGAGGUGUGGUCAUGAAUCAGAAAGAUACGAGAACAUAAUGGAUCUCACACUAGAGAUAUACGGAUGGGUAGAAUCUCUUCAAGAUGCGUUGACUCAGUUUACUAGACCAGAAGAUCUCGAUGGAGAAAAUAUGUAUAGAUGCAGCAGGUGCGCUGGAUAUGUUAAAGCAAGAAAAGAAUUGAGCAUUCAUGAAGCACCAAACAUUCUCACAAUUGUUCUUAAGAGAUUCCAGGAAGGAAGAUACGGGAAAAUAAACAAAUGUAUAAGCUUUCCUGAAAUGCUGGAUAUGAUACCUUUCAUGACGAGAACAGGAGAUGUUCCUCCUCUUUAUAUGCUUUACGCUGUUAUAGUUCACCUGGAUACUCUCAACGCAUCUUUCUCGGGUCAUUACAUUUCCUAUGUCAAAGAUUUGAGAGGCAACUGGUUCAGAAUUGAUGAUUCCGAGAUUCAUCAAGUGCCAAUGACGCAAGUUAUGUCAGAAGGAGCUUACAUGUUGUUCUACAUGAGAUCGUAUCCGCGUCCUCUAAGAGGAGAACCCAACGGAAAAGCUCAGGUUCGGCAUUCACUGUCACAACCAAGAGACGAGAUGAAGGAACAGAGGAAACCAGUUAACCGCUUCAAACCGAGAGCGGACCACCACAAGAACUUAGAGUCAUCAAGCGAGUGGUCUCUCUUCACGAGCUCAGACGAAGCUUCAUUCACCACAGAAUCAACCAGGGACUCUUUCAGCACCGUGGACUACACAGAUGGGUGCAACGUCUUAGACUCUUCCUCUCCUUUCUCCAUCUUCAACAACUUACGCCACAACGUGGAGCCGUCGCCGCACAACACCGUCGCCUGCAGAAUGUUCUCAGGUACCAAGUCAGAAACCCGGUAUUUCGUGGAGGAAGAAACGAAUCACAACAACACGGUCGUGAUGGACUCAGCACCAACAUCCCAUGUUAUUACCAGCAGAGUAUGUAUGUAAACGAUGAGACUAACCCAGGGUUUAACUGUCAGGAUCAAACUUACAGUUAUGAACAAAACUGGUAGUAGUAGUAGUAGAAGAGAGUAGAGAGGAUUCUGUUCUGAACCUCCCAUGAUUUUUAAAUAUGUUUAGAUCUCUCUUAGGGAUGCUUAACUCGAGUGCCCUAAUCCAUUUUUUUUUGUCUUUAUGAUAUAUCUAUAUUUGGUUCAGGGCAAAUGUUCAGUCUCAUUUUACCAUAUUUUUCCUGUUUCUGUAUAUUCUUUAGUCUAACUGUGAGCUAUACUCGAGCCACCAUGUAAGCUGAGUAUAAUGGAAGUCACUAGUUACCAAACCCUGAAGAAAACUGUGCAGGUGUGUAACCAAAUAAACUGCAAACGCAAGUCACUAUCUGAAAACACAAUAGAAGUUGUUGUCCCUCUUUCAUAUUUAUGUGCUUGAAGCUCUUUAGAAUUUAGAAAUGUGUAGUAAAGUAUAAUAACUUUAGAAGACAUGAUAUUUCAUUUUCUCUUCUAGUCUACUAAGAAACACCUUGGAAGAUUUAUAUCUUGCUUCAAACAUGCAAUCAUUUUCACUAGUAUAUAUGAGAAAUAAUUUACAUAUUACUUGUUUUACUAUGGCUUGUUUGGACAUACCGUCCCCGCCUAAGAUCAAGUUGGUAGGAAACUAACAGAUUUUGUGAAAAGGAAAGAAAGAGACAUGUUUUUGUCAUGCUUACAACCUUUAUCCGUUGAUAAAUAUUCUCAACCGCAGACCCAGAAAAAUAUAUAUUAUUGUUUCCUUCUUAUAAAAGAGAUGUAAACACACCAAACAUUUUCAGAUUUAAGUUUCCUUCUUACUUCUUAGAGGGGACAAUAUAAUUGAUUCUAGUUUUUGUAACCAACCAUCAUGAUCAGUUUCCAAAAAGAAUGGAUACUUACACUUGUAUCGUCGUGAGCCUCUGCAUCGCCUUGUUUGCUAUCAAUCUAGUGUUUUCUUGUUUCACUUGCUUCUCCGUUCUUCAUAGCUGCGUGACAGAUGCAAACAAGGAUUUGAAUGACCUCAGGAAGAAUCUUAUUGAACGGGAAGAAGGUAAACCAGAUGAUGAUGAGGUGAUAAUCAUUGCAGUCCCAAGAAACAAAGGAUUAGCCGACUCCAUGGAUGGUGAUGAUUGUGGUGGCCAAGAUUGCUCCCAGGAUAUUUGUACUUGUUGAAGAAAGUUUGGUUUCUAUUUUCAUUACACAAUACUUAAAAUCAUGUUUUGCAAUUUUUCUUUGAUCAUUCAUACUUGUGAAUGGUUCAAUACCAAGGUUGAGACGUGAGAGUAGGAGCAUCACAUCCAUAGAAAUAUCCUGAAUAUUUUCAUUCUUUCAUUGUGUAUGAGUGUAUCAUGAGAGAAAUAGUCUCAAAUUAUGUAUGUAUUAUAGUCUCAAAUUCACCAUGUUUGAUACAUGGCUCUGUAAUGAAAUUUGUUUUCUUGAUGUUA